Astyanax mexicanus (Mexican tetra) is the source of this 1370-nucleotide messenger RNA. It is a transcript of the gene lrata, whose product is annotated as lecithin retinol acyltransferase a. Gene Ontology annotation, biological process: retinol metabolic process. Lineage: Eukaryota; Metazoa; Chordata; Actinopteri; Characiformes; Acestrorhamphidae. The coding region runs from base 42 to 734 and encodes 230 amino acids. The transcript has 2 exons. The record is from RefSeq and is a predicted model, not a curated record. Gene Ontology annotation, molecular function: phosphatidylcholine-retinol O-acyltransferase activity.
ACACUGCCCCACACUCCCUCACACCUCCCUGCAGCCCCACCAUGCUGGACUCGCUGACCUUCCUGCUGGAGAAGCUCUUUCUCCUCACCAACUUCUCCCUCAUCUUCAGGAAGAGCUGGCCUUCAGACGACUGCUCCCCCAAAUCCGCACCAACCGCGCCAACAGUGCCCCCUAUCCGCAGAGGCGACCUGCUGGAGGUGCAGCGCACGCUCUUCGUCCACUUCGGCAUCUACCUGGGCGACAACAAGGUGGCGCACCUGAUGCCGGACAUCAUGCCGGUGCUGACCAACGACCCCAAGGUGGUCCACACGGUGGUGACCAAUAAGAGGCUGAUCCUGGGCUGUAUCUAUAGAAACGCCAGUGUGCGCGUGGACUCGGUGGAGGACUUUGCGUACGGUGCUAAUAUUAUCGUAAACGACAUGGACAGGAAAAUGAAAAAUCCCGCCAUAUCUAACGAAGACGUAGCGAGAAGAGCGGAGAAGCUGAUUGGUGCAAUUCCCUACAGCUUGCUUUGGAAUAACUGUGAACAUUUCGUUACCUACUGCAGGUACGGAGCAGCGGUGAGCCAACAAACCGAGAAGUUCUGCACGGGUCUGAAGACGGCUAUCCGGGAUCAGAGAAGCGUUCUCCUGACGGUGCUGCUGGGAGUGAUGUCCAUCAUCUGCUUCGGCCCCGCCCCCUGCACCACCCUGCCCACCAUCUUCAUCCCCUUCACCCUGUGGAUGGCAGGCUGAGCAGCAGCUCACACACCAGCUCCUGAACCAACUCCACCCGUGUUCUUACAGUACAGCAGCCUCUGACCCCGCCCAAACUCACACUCAGCACCAGCAGUACCAUCAUCACCACCACCAACAUCACCAACAUCACCACAGAGCCACGCCAUGCUGACCCACACCCUUAUAAACCAACAGCCAGGUUCUGAACAUCACCACCAAAAAAAGAUGAGCGCACAGCGUCAUAACGAGAUCAUUUUGGAUGAUCUUUCAUCACAGAAUUGAGAAUUGUAUAAUAUAUUGUUAAUAUAAUAGCAUAUUAUAUUUUACAAGGAUUUUUAAUUAGGGACAUAAGGGGUGGAAUCUAAAGAGUGAAAAAAAUAAUAAAAAAUUUGGCUGAAUACUGAAUAGUGAAAAAUAUAUAUAUAUUUUUUUGUUUCACCAUUGCAUAAUUUACAUGGCCUAAAUGUUUUUUUUGUUGAUAUUCAAAGAAAAAAACAAUACAAUACUACAAUUUCACAAUAUUUAUUAAAACCAGAUUUGAUCACAUCAUCAUAAACGUCAUUGUUCAGCAUAAAUUAUUACUUUUUACUUAAACGGCCGAAUGCUGGAAAUGCUUUUUUGCCAUUUUUGACCAAAUAAAUUGGUUGCCAAAUA